Messenger RNA from Rotaria socialis, 537 nucleotides. The record is from the annotation of a GenBank genome assembly. Lineage: Eukaryota; Metazoa; Rotifera; Eurotatoria; Philodinida; Philodinidae.
AUGAAAGGAUACGGAUCAGCCGUAGAUAUUCCAACAGCCAUAUUUUACAAAGAACUCCAUCAAGCAUUUCCUAAAGCUAAAUUCAUACUUACGGUACGUGACAGCGAUGAAAAGUGGUACGAAAUUUUCAAAAAUACUAUCGGUCCUGUUUUCACUGAUAUUUUUUAUUUCAUUGCUGUUUAUCCGAUGCGAAAUUGGCGUUUGCAAUGCAUUUUUACUAGAAAGUUAAUUAAAAAGUGGAUUCACGACUAUGGCGAAGCGGGCCCUAAAAUUCAUGGCUUACACAAUGCUCAAGUAAUCAAAGAAUUUAAAAAAGAGCUACUCAUAUUCAAUGUCAAAGAAGGAUGGAAACCGUUAUGUCAAUUUUUGGAUGUGCCAAUUCCAAAAGACAUUCCGUUUCCGAAUGUAAACGAUGCAAAGCACAUGACAAGACGUAUUUUUGCAAUUAAAGCGAUCGGAUGGAUAGCUUGGACGUUGAUUAUCGUAGUAAUAGCUGUUGGGAUCAAGUUCAUUUCUGGAUUCGUUGAUUUUACAUGA